Messenger RNA from Chroicocephalus ridibundus (black-headed gull), 3260 nucleotides. RefSeq names its product neuroepithelial cell transforming 1 (gene NET1). Gene Ontology annotation, molecular function: guanyl-nucleotide exchange factor activity. Bases 71 to 1693 code for a protein of 540 amino acids. The transcript is spliced from 10 exons. Lineage: Eukaryota; Metazoa; Chordata; Aves; Charadriiformes; Laridae. The record is from RefSeq and is a predicted model, not a curated record. Gene Ontology annotation, biological process: intracellular signal transduction; positive regulation of Rho protein signal transduction.
GCGGCGCGGCGGCGCGCGCAGAGCGGGGAUGAGCGCGGGCUGAGGCGGCGGCGGCCGCGUAGGGGCGGCCAUGGUGGCUCACGACGAGCUCGGGGGGCUGCUGCCCAUCAAAAGGACUAUCCGGGUGAUCGACGCGCAGAAUCAGUCCUUCAGGGAGCAGGAGGAGCCAAGCAAUAAGCGGGUUCGUCCUUUAGCACGGGUCACAUCCCUGGCGAACUUGAUCUCUCCUGUAAGAAAUGGUGCAGUUCGGCGCUUUGGGCAGACAAUACAGUCAUUUGCCCUUCGCAGUGACAGCAAGUCUCCAGGCUGUGCCCAGAAGUCAUGUAGCAGAUCCGCUGCUCCUACUCCUCCUAAAAGAAGAAACAGCGUACUUUGGUCUGAGAUGUUAGAUGUCAACAUGAAAGAGUCCCUGAGCACCAAAGAAAUUAAGCGCCAGGAGGCAAUAUAUGAAAUGUCCAGGGGAGAGCAGGACCUAAUUGAAGACCUGAAGCUGGCCAGAAAGGCCUAUCACGAUCCCAUGCUGAAACUCUCUAUCAUGUCUGAGGAGGAACUCACCCACAUAUUUGGGGACUUGGAUUCUUACAUUCCUCUGCACGAAGACUUGUUGGCAAGUUUAGGAGAAGCAACAAAACCAGAUGGAACAGUGGAGCAGAUUGGGCCCAUUCUUGUCAAGUGGUUACCACGACUCCAUGCCUACAAAGGUUACUGUAGCAAUCAGCUGGCAGCCAAAGCGCUUCUGGAUCAGAAGAAGCAGGACCGGAGAGUGCAGGACUUCCUUCAGCGCUGCCUUGAGUCUCCUUUCAGCCGCAAGCUAGACCUCUGGAGCUUCUUGGACAUUCCUCGAAGUCGGCUGGUCAAAUACCCGCUGCUCCUAAAAGAGAUCCUGAGGCACACUCCCAAAGACCAUCCCGAUAUCCAGAUUCUGGAAGAAGCCAUAUCUAUAAUCCAAGGAGUCCUCUCUGACAUCAACCUGAAGAAGGGGGAGUCGGAGUGCCAGUAUUACAUUGACAAGCUGGAGUACCUGGAUGAGAAGCAGAAGGACCCGAGGAUUGAAGGCAGCAAAGCUUUACUGUGCCACGGGGAGCUAAAGAAUAAAAACGGACAUAAACUCUACGUUUUCCUCUUCCAAGACAUCCUGGUUUUGACCCGGCCGGUCACUCGCAACGAGCGUCAGGCCUACCAAGUGUACAGGCAACCCAUCCCCGUCCAGGAGCUGCUCCUCGAAGACCUGCAGGAUGGCGAUGUGAAAAUGGGAGGCUCCUUCCGAGGAGCUUUUGGCAAUUCCGAUAAAGCUAAAAAUAUCUUCCGAGUUCGUUUUCAAGAUCCCUCCCCGGGCCAGUCCCACACGCUGCAGGCCAACGAUGUCUUCCACAAGCAGCAAUGGGUCAAUUGCAUCCGAACCGCCAUCGCUCCCUUCCAGCGAACUGCUGCUGCUGCUGAGCUGAAGGAGCUGCCGGAGCUGAGCGAAGAGGCCGAGGAGAACAACCCCUCCGCGCCCAACAUCAAAGCCCAGAAGAGGCAAUCGGCCAUGUCUGGCAUAACCGAGAUGGAGCUGGACGAAAGCACGUCCGAGUGCGGCUCCAUCCUGGACUCGGAGGAAGCCAAGGGGAUGAAAACACACCGAACGUCAUCCGGGCACAGAAAAACGCGGGAGAAGCAGCUAAGUGGCAAGCGGAAAGAAACGCUGGUGUAAAAGAAAAAAAAGAAAAAAAAAAAAAAAGGAGCCCAGCGCCAUCCUGGUGCAAGACUGUUUAUUUAUAAAUAAUUUGUACAUUUUUCUUGUAAUGUGAGCAUGAUCGGGUUCACUCUACUGAACGGAAUAUUUUUUUGUUUGGGGUUUGUUUUUUUUUUGUUGUUGUUGUAAUGGCAGCUACUGGUAUACAGUUAACACUGUUGAACUGGAGUCUGUUUUUACAAACGUGGCCACUUUGAACCUGGUUUUAGCGCUCUUAGUGAGUGAUUCAGAAGCCUUCGUGCUUUUGAGUGCUCACGACAGGUUUGAGGAGCACACUUUGGCUUCUGAAAGGUUUCCACGCGCGGUGUUUGAGGCUGGAAACCAGUAAAGCUAAAGCAGAAGUUUGGGCCGUCACCGCGAGCCUGGGGGCACCUCCCUUGGCAGGGGGUUUGGAUCAACACUGCGAGACUCGAAACUUGAAUUCAUGUUUUCUUCUUCUCUUGUACAGUGUGUGGUUAUCAGAGUCCAGGCAACUUCUCAUGUUAAGAAGAAAAAUAACAAAACAGACCCCAGGUUCAACAGGUUCUCAAUUUUACCUACUGGAAUCUUUCAUCUUACUGUCUCCUUUGUACAUUCCUCAUUUUCACUCUUGUAACCUGCCAGAUAUUUAAUUUUUUUAUUAGUUGUUUUGUUUCAACUUUGGGGGUUUUUUUUUUUGGUUUUUUCUUUGUUUUUUCUUUUUUCUUUUUUUACUUUUGUAUGUCAUUGUUGUUCAGACUUGGCAUUUCUUUUUUGAGUACUUGAUCCUUCUGAGGUGUGCGUGUACGGACUGUUUCUCACGUGUCACUCCACAGUUCUGCGGGGCGCGGGCGAGCCAUCGGCUGGCAGGAGACGCUCGACGUCAGCCACGUCAACGGCUCGCGCGUGCUCCGCACUACUGUCAGAGAACUGCGUCGGUAGCGGGGGAUUAGGAACGUUUUGGUUUAGGAAGGUUUUAGGCACGUCGUAAAGGGUUUUGGGGAGGGAAGAGGAGCAGCAGAUAGAGGGGGAGUAGCAGGGAGCAAAGGUAGAUUUUUCUUGUUAAUGUUGCCUUUUGGAAAUGAAACGCCUUCCGCGGGGAGGCAGGACUGGAGGCAACCAGGGGGUUUAUUGCAUGUUGUAGAAAGGUAGAGAGAAGAAAGCGUUUGAAGCUGAUGAGGCGUAAGGAGGGAGGAGGUAGCGGUUGUACAUACUCGUAAUGGCGACACUGCCAUGUUCUAGUGGUCCAAAGAGUCGUGUGAGAGAUGCCAGCGCGGUAACCGCGUUGCGAUGCGGUGGAGGAAACAAAGCGGUGACAGCUUUGAGCAAAGCCAGCAGGUUGUUCCUGCCGUUGGACUGGGGAUGGUGGGGCGAGCAAGCGAUCCCACCACACCUGUCCUCGAGCGUUCCCCGCUUGAGAAGCCCUAACGGGUGUAGAGGGUUAUUGCCUGUCACGUGUGUGGCCAGUAAUGGUGGCAACGGGAAGAGGGUGUACAUAGACUCAAACGUGUGGUUCUCUGUAAAUGUAUUGUACAGUUCCGAGUGCCAAAUAAAACUAAAUUCCUGA